AUGUCUGACGAGGAAGAUGGCCACUUAAGGCUCCAAAGAGAGCUGCCACAGGGAUGUCGACUGGAGGACUAUUUGACUGAUAUUCGUGAAGUGAUUCGCUUUAUUCGCCAUGGUCUGCCCGCAGCUGCACGACUGUUGGAAGGGGCUGUGAAAGGUGCUGUUUUGGCGGUUGAUUCAGAAUUGGAAGCUACACAGCAGGAACUGGCAAGACGAAAGGUCAGCCAAGAUGCCUUAGCAGAAGCUCACAUGGAAAUUGAGCAGCUGAGGGACGAUUUGGCUGCGACCCAGCAACAGAAUGCAGAGCUAAAGAAGCAACUCUCCAUGGCGGACGAUGUGAAGCAGACCGAGUUGAAAUUUCCAUCUUCUAUGUCUUUGUUACCCUCUCCGUCACCAAGCUUGAAAUUUCCAUCUUCUAUGUCUUUGUUACCCUCUCCGUCACCAAGCAUCCGAAGUGUGACGUCUCCAAGAAACCGCUGA
Durusdinium trenchii is the source of this 477-nucleotide messenger RNA. NCBI's taxonomy places the organism in Eukaryota, Dinophyceae, Suessiales, Symbiodiniaceae. The record is from the annotation of a GenBank genome assembly.